Hippopotamus amphibius kiboko is the source of this 1109-nucleotide messenger RNA. It is a transcript of the gene SHLD3, whose product is annotated as shieldin complex subunit 3. Gene Ontology annotation, biological process: positive regulation of double-strand break repair via nonhomologous end joining; positive regulation of isotype switching; negative regulation of double-strand break repair via homologous recombination. The coding region runs from base 256 to 1011 and encodes 251 amino acids. The record is from RefSeq and is a predicted model, not a curated record. NCBI's taxonomy places the organism in Eukaryota, Metazoa, Chordata, Mammalia, Artiodactyla, Hippopotamidae. The transcript has 2 exons.
CUGGCUUCCCGAAAGUGCGCUUUUGUUUUCGUCCAAGCUGGUUGAACCUCUUCAGCCUCCGUAGGCAGUGGGUCUAAAGUACCGAUCAAGAUGGAAGUGAAUCCCCCCAAACAGGAGCACCUGCUGGCCCUGAAAGGUCCUGUUUCCCUCUGAUUUGGAAAGAGAGAGAGUCUUGUAUUUAUAAAUUGCAUUCUAGCUCUAAGGAGCGCAGCUAAGAAAUUUUCUCUUCAUUAAGAGUAACUGGAUUACUGCAGAAUGACUACAGAAGUAAUAUUACAUUAUCGACCAUAUGAGAGUGAUCCCGCACAACUGGCAAAAAUUGCAGAGGAAGUAAUUCAAGACUCUCCUAGACGUCCACUGUCGAGAUUUAUUCCAUGGUUUCCACAUGAUGGGUCCAGACUUCCACUUAGACCUAAAAGAUCACCACCUGUGAUUUCUGAAGAGGCAGCUGAAGAUGUGAGACAGUACUUAAGCAUUUCAGAACAUGAUACUAAAUCGCAGAGUUAUGAUUGCACAGUAGAUCUAUUGGAGUUUCAACCUAAUUUGAAAAAAAAGAAGCACUUAAUCCGAUCACACACACUGAAUGAACAGACUAAUUCUGAAAGUCUGGAUAAACAAUCAGAAAAAGGAAAACACCACAAGAAGAGGUCUUGGAGUGUUUCACUUCCCAACAGUAAUUGUACUGAAAAUAUUUUUCCUUUGUCUAAAAAAUUGCAAGAUAGUUUAAAGGCACUAAAUUUGCACUCAUUUUAUAGAGCAAGAUGGACAAUAGAACACUCUGUUUGUAACAACCAAACUCUGGAAGACAUUUGGGCAAAACUCAGCCGAAUGAUCAGGUGCAAUGAACUUCCAUCUUGUAAUGCUACGAUUCAGAGACAUUUAGGCCAGAUAUGGGUGUUCUGUGAUGUGUUGUACUGUGAAUAUGUGGGAAAUCUUCUUAAAGGAAGAUUAGCUCUUACUGGGAAAAUUAACUUAUUUGUGCAUAAAUAUGGUGUUAUUUUUAGUAUGUAAUGAAUUCCUCUGAUUGUCAAAAAGAAGAAUAUUCUGAAUGAACUGAGUAGGAACUGCAAGAGAUGAAUAAAUUUUUAAUUGUGUGAUGAUUGUGUGAC